AUGAAUUUUACUUUAAUACAUGAAAUUUCUUAUAUAAUUAUAUUUUUUAAUUUUGAUACUAAGGUUAAUAAACUUAAUAUUUUAAUUUCUCAACUUCCAAAAAGUGAUCUAAAUGCAUAUGAGUUUAUUUAUAUUGAAGAUGAGAUUCUAGAAGAUGGACUUACUGAUAAUGAAAUAUUAGAUUCUAUAUUAAAUUCAAAUAAAUAUGAUGAUUAUAUUAAGUUAGACAAAAUUGAAUUUAUACCUAAAGUUAGUCUAAUAGAAGCAGAAAAAGCUAUAAGCAAAACUAUGAAAUUUUUAUAUGAGUAG
This is a messenger RNA of Funneliformis mosseae, 309 nucleotides long. The record is from the annotation of a GenBank genome assembly. NCBI's taxonomy places the organism in Eukaryota, Fungi, Glomeromycota, Glomeromycetes, Glomerales, Glomeraceae.